AUGCUCUGCCCCGACCAGGAGAACCUCAACUCCUCCUCCAAAACCCCCAUCAAGUACGGGGAGCUCAUCAUACUUGGGUACAACGGCUCCCUGCCCACCGGGGAGAGAGGGUGGAGGAAGAGCCGGUUCGCUCUGUACAAAAGAGCCAAAGCCAAUGGAGUCAAAGCCAGUACAGUCCACACGGCCUGCAGUCCUCAGGCAGCCAAGGCCAUCAGUAACAAAGACCAACACAGCAUCUCAUACACACUGUCUUGGGCGGAGACUGUCGUGGUGGAAUACACACAGGACAGUACAACAGACAUGUUCCAGAUUGGCCGAUCAACAGAAAGUCCCAUUGACUUUGUAGUGAUGGACACGGUACCCGGGAGCCAUAGCAAAGCAGACACUCAGUCCUCACAAAGUACCAUCUCACGCUUCGCCUGUCGGAUUAUAUGCCAGCGAAGCCCUCCAUACACUGCACGAAUCUACGCUGCGGGCUUUGACUCCUCCAAAAACAUCUUCCUCGGGGAGAAGGCGGCAAAGUGGCGAACAGCUGAUUGGCAGAUGGAUGGACUGACUACGAACGGGGUUCUGGUUAUGCACCCGCGUCGCGGUUUCACUGAAGACUCCAAACCUGGCGUGUGGAGAGAGAUCUCCGUGUGCGGAAACGUCUUCGGUGUCAGAGAGACCAGAUCUGCACAGCAGCGUGGAAAAAUGGUGGAGAAUGGAUCUAAUGAGUUAGUCGAUGGUUCUUUAAUCGACCUGUGCGGUGCCACUCUGCUGUGGCGCACUGCCAACGGUCUGGAACGCACUCCGACCCCCAAACACCUGGAGGCGCUGCGUCAGGAACUGAACGCCGCCCGGCCUCAGUGUCCCGUAGGGCUGAGCACCUUAGCUUUCCCUAGCCUGAGCCGUAAGGACACGCUGGACGACAAGCAGCCCUGGGCUUACCUGCGCUGCGGACACGUUCACGGCUACCACGCCUGGAGCGGGCGGGACCAGGAGAUGGUGGGCGGAGACAAGGGGGAGGAGCUUGGCAAGGAGAGGGAUUGCCCGAUGUGUCGCACCCGGGGCCCGUACGUGCCUCUGUGGCUGGGCAGGGAGUCGGGACUUUGCGUGGACGCGGCGUUGCCGACUCACGCCUUUAACCCGUGCGGGCACGUGUGUUCGGAGAAGACGGCGGCGUACUGGAGUCGGAUUCCACUGCCGCAGGGGACGCAUACGUUCCAGCUGGCGUGUCCGUUCUGCCUCCGAGCGCUAAACAGGGAGAAGAGAUACGUUAGACUGAUCUUUCAGGGCCCACUGGACUGA
This is a messenger RNA of Chanos chanos (milkfish), 1290 nucleotides long. RefSeq names its product pellino E3 ubiquitin protein ligase 1a (gene peli1a). Bases 1 to 1290 code for a protein of 429 amino acids. Gene Ontology annotation, biological process: regulation of Toll signaling pathway; protein K48-linked ubiquitination. Lineage: Eukaryota; Metazoa; Chordata; Actinopteri; Gonorynchiformes; Chanidae. The transcript is spliced from 6 exons. The record is from RefSeq and is a predicted model, not a curated record. Gene Ontology annotation, molecular function: protein binding; ubiquitin protein ligase activity.